AUGGUGGUGUGCGCGCCCACUGGUUCCGGCAAGACAGUGAUAUUUGAAAUGGCGAUCGUCCAACUGCUCAUGGAGUUAGAGGACAAAAAUUACAUCGAUGACUUCAAAAUUAUAUACAUGGCUCCAGUCAAAGCUCUCUGUACGGAACGAUUAACAGAAUGGUAUCCAAAGUUCACUAAAUUUGGACAUCUGUGCAUUGAAGUUACAGGAGACACUGAUGUGGACUUCUCCCAAUUAAAACCGUAUAGGAUAAUAAUAACAACUCCCGAGAAAUGGGACAUGCUUACUCGUCGGUGGCGCGACCACAGGGGCUUAGUAGAGGUCAUCAAACUCUUCUUGAUAGAUGAAGUGCAUAUUCUCAAUGACGAAACUAGAGGACCCGUGUUAGAGGCUGUUGUUAGUCGUAUGAAGACUAUUGAGGCCUCAUCACAAUCGGCCCAUCGAAUCGAACAACUGCAAAAACAGUAUCAAGAAAAUAAUCAGUUAAUUUCAAUGACCCCACCUCGUAUCCGGUUCGUGGCAGUUUCUGCUACUGUUAGCAACCCUGAAGACGUCGCUGCCUGGUUGGAAAGUGGUGAUAAAGCUGCUGUCUUCUACAAGUUUGGUGACGAAUGUCGCCCAGUGAAACUGAAGCGCGUAGUGGAGGGCUACCCGUGCCCGGAAGGAAUGAGCAUAUUUAAAUUCGACAUUAUCCUCAACUACAAACUGUGGCCAAUUAUUCAAAAAUACCACGACGGGAAACCUACUUUGAUAUUCUGCAACACACGAAAGAGCGUACUAAUGACAGCUGAGACGUUGUCCAAAGAAGUGACCAUCAAUUUCACGCCGGAGCAAAAGUCCAGACUCACAGCUGUAGCAUCAACUAUAAAAAACAAGAAGUUGCAGUCACUAGUGUUAAGCGGUGUUGGAUGCCAUCACGCUGGGUUGUUGUUCGAAGAGAGGCUGAACAUCGAAAACGCGUUCCGCAAUAGGGAUCUACCUAUUCUUAUAACCACUACAACCUUAGCAAUGGGCGUCAAUUUACCAGCUCAUCUUGUCGUAAUAAAGAACACUCAACAGUACGUCAAUGGUGCUUACCAGGAGUACAGCAUCAGCACCGUGCUGCAGAUGGUAGGCCGCGCGGGCCGGCCGCAGUUUGACACAGAGGCCACAGCCGUUAUUAUGACGCGCCUUUGCGAUAAGCCCCGUUACCAAGCGCUGGUUAGUGGCAGCGAGCCUCUCCAAAGUUAUUUGCAUAAACGUUUAGCGGAGAACCUAAACAGUGAAGCUGCACUGGGUACCGUAUGCGAUGUUGCUCAGUGCGUGCAGUGGCUACGUUCCACUUUCCUAUGCAUACGCGCUGCGCGUGACCCACGAAGAUAUCUUGGCAUACAACCAGACGCUCCUCCUCAUCUCAUUAAUAAGAAAAUUGAAGAAUUAUGCGUGAAAGCUAUGAACGGUCUGGCAAGCUCAGGUCUUAUAACUAUGGACGAAGCCAGCUGCAUCUAUGCGACUGAAGUCGGUCGCCUCAUGUCCAUCUAUUACUUGGACUUGGAAACUAUGAAGCACAUUAUGAAGAUCGAAGGCUCAGAAUCCCUAGAACAACUGUUACGGGUAAUAUGCGAGAGCCACGAGCUGGCAGACAUGCACUUGCGUGUGGACGAACGGAGGUGCCUUAAUACGUUAAACCGGAACAAUGCUUCCGCCACUAUUAGGUUCCCUAUCAAAGGCAAGAUCAGUACCCGACAAAUGAAACUUAAUUGUAUAAUACAAGCCGUAUUGGGAUGCCUGACGAUCCCAGACCCCUCCUUAAAUCAAGAAGCCAUGAAGGUUAUGCGCAUCGCUGAUAGAAUAUGCAAAUGCUUAGUAGCUUACGUCACUCGUCCUGACCACAUUUCCACACAGCCAAAGUGUUUCUCAGCGGCUCUGAAUGCUCUCAUUUUAGCCAAAUCUAUAGCAGCACAUUUAUGGGAAAAUUCACCUUACGUGAGUAAACAACUCAAAGGAAUCGGACCAGCGUUCAGUACUUUACUCGCUUCGGCUGGCAAAAUUAAUUUCACGUUGCUCGAAGAAAGUCAUCCCAGAGACUUGGAAAGGAUAAUGAACAAAAGUGCACCAGCUGGCAAUGUCCUCCGUAAGCAAAUUAGCCUUCUCCCGAAGUAUCAAUUGGUAAUGACACCCAUAAGCAAUAAUAAAGCAUCCAUACAACUGACUUUGCUCAACCACCCUCACCUAGCUGAAAACAUUGGCCAAUUGACCGCGGGAGCGACUCAUAAAUGCCACAUAAUAGUCGGCGACUCUGAGAACAAUAUUCUGUUACUGAUCUGUUUCAAGGACAAAGAUUUGAUUGGCAUCUAUAAUGGAACCCUAACAUACGAGAUAACAAGGAUACAUAACUUUGAACACAAAGUUUUUGCCCAUUGUAUCAGUUCAAACUUUGUCGGUUUAGAUGUACAAUCUGAGUACUUGUUCAAAGGUUUGGAACCUUUAUUGUCACAAGGCGAAUCUAUGGUUUAUCCUAUACAAGAACCAACCAUAAAGAAAAUGUUUAAAAAACAGACAACUAUAACAGAUAGUUUCAAAGAACGCAAAAGGAAAAUCAAUGAUUUAGAAAUAUCACAGAGCAAAGAAAAGAAAAAACGUGAUAACGCUGUUAUUGAGAAAUUCAGACAUCUUAAAGGUUCAUUAGGAAAAUCGUCCACAGAGUUGAGAAAAAAAUUACAAAAGCCAGUGGAAAUUUCAAAUAAACUACGACAAAUGACGCCACCUGGUAAUACCAAGGAAAUUAAUCACGAAAACAGUUUUGGACUUGCUUAUGAAAACGAAAAUGAUUAUGAUACAAUAGUAAGAGAAUAUGAAUACCCAGAGAUGAUCUCUGAAGAUUUCGACAAUGAACAGGAUUUCACAGCUGACGACCAUUUUGAUAACAUUCUAAAUGAGAUAGAAAAUGAAAUUUCUAAAACUCGAUACUCUGACGGACCAGUAAAUAGCCAAAAUCAUACCAUGUCUUUAGAACAAACAUCACGAAAAAACAAGCCGAACCCAUUCAGCAAGCCCAACUGCAAACUAUUAAAUCUAAAAACGCCAACUAAGUCCACUAGAUGUAAUUACAAUUUCAUCGAAUUAUUACAAAGACGUGAAAAUUUAAGCAAUGAAGACGAUACUAUUUCUAGUAAAAGUAAUAGUGGAUUUUCAGAUACAAUCAAGAGUCAAGUCGAAAAGUUCAUAAUGAAUACUAGUAUUACUACCGCAUAUACGGUGGAUCCUGUCAUGAAAGAAUUAAUAAGCAAUUCCUCACCUUCCAAAUCGUCUAACAAACAAGUAAAAGAUUUGGAAUCGUGUCCUGAAAAUCUAAUGCUCCAUAAUAAUAAGAUAAUGGACAAAAACACUACAAUAGUCUUAAAACCACCUGAAAAUUUUAUCGUGUCGCCGAAGCAUUUAGCAAGUGUAAAAGAACAUGACGUUGACAUGACAAAAGGACCAGAAGUUACAUUUGGAACGUCUCGAUCAAACAACGAUAUAGAUCAAAUACCAAUAAAAGGCGCUCAAAAUAAAAAUCAAAACGAUUUCACACAUGAGAAUAAUAAAGUAAACGUAAUUAGUCUCGUAAAUCAAAAAAACAAAAUUAAGGACUUACAGGAGAAUUUAUCUCCUGAAAUGAUUUUAGACGACGUCAACAACAAAAGAGAAUUUUCAUAUUUUAGUCAAGAACUACUCAAAAGUUCAUGUGAUUUGAAGAAAUUUGAUCAUCGCCUCCACGAAAUAGCACCUGAAAAGUGUCGUCAAAAUAAUAAUCUAAAAAUAACAAUACUUGAGCAAGAGCGAAAAGGCAAUCUCUUAGAAGUUGAAGAGGUUGAAAUUGUUAAGGAUGACACUGACACUUACGUAUUAGGUCCAGAUUCGCAUGAAAAAUAUAUUCCUAAGGAAAAUCUGCCUAGUCUGUCUGAUGUGAAUUUAAAGCAGGUUGAGUGCGCAAAUAACAAUUUGACAAACAUGAAGAUGGACUGUGGCCUCAACUUUCUUACGAAUAUCCCAUAG
Messenger RNA from Hyposmocoma kahamanoa, 4017 nucleotides. Its product is annotated as probable ATP-dependent DNA helicase HFM1. Bases 1 to 4017 code for a protein of 1338 amino acids. Gene Ontology annotation, molecular function: nucleic acid binding; ATP binding. NCBI's taxonomy places the organism in Eukaryota, Metazoa, Arthropoda, Insecta, Lepidoptera, Cosmopterigidae. The record is from RefSeq and is a predicted model, not a curated record. The transcript is spliced from 18 exons.